This is a messenger RNA of Cucurbita moschata (crookneck pumpkin), 1404 nucleotides long. Its product is annotated as transcription repressor OFP5-like. Bases 1 to 1404 code for a protein of 467 amino acids. The record is from RefSeq and is a predicted model, not a curated record. Lineage: Eukaryota; Viridiplantae; Streptophyta; Magnoliopsida; Cucurbitales; Cucurbitaceae. The transcript has a single exon. Gene Ontology annotation, biological process: negative regulation of DNA-templated transcription.
AUGAAAUGGGGUAGGAGAAAACCGCACAAUGCUUCUUCUUCUUCUUCAACUUCUUCUUCUUCUUCCUCUAGGCCUUCUUUUAUGUCUAAUAUCUUACCUGCUUCUUGGUUCUCAAAGCUCAAGCAAAAGAAAAGCAACCAAGAGGCCAAACCCACACAAGUAAAGGGAACAGAGAGGAGGAAUUCGCCUUGCAUUCAAUCGCCUGAUUAUGCAAAUGAGACCCCCUCCCCUGAUCAAGUAAAUGGGAAUCGCAGUGGAUUGCGUAGGGGAGAUAAUGGUGAGUUUUGGAAGCUGCCCUUUGGAGAAGAUGGUUUUGAUUCCAAAAAGAGUGGAGGGGUUCUGAGAUCGGUAUGGUACAACUCCGAGGAUGAGCACGAGCUUCCACAUACAAGUUGUAGAAGCUGCAGAUCAAAAUGUACAGAGUUUGAGGGAAAGGAAGAGAUCCAGAAUUUUGGCGACAUGGUUGCGAGGAUGACACGGAGAAGGAGAAGGAGGAGAGAAACUCCAACCCCAGUGAAAAUUUUGAGAAGAGAGUGUGAAAUUGAAUCAGGAACUCCGAGGAGCAAAUGCAGAGAAAAUGGGAACUUCAAGAAUUUGGGUAAAAAAGUGGUGGAGAAGAAGGGAUUUCAACCAGAGAGGGAGACAGUUAAAGCAAAGGAGAGAGCAAGAAGAUCAGUAGAAAAGAAGAUGUUGGAGCCGGAAGAAGAGUCUGGAAUUAGGAAGAAUGGGAGAGAUAAAACCAAAUCGACAAGUACAAGGAAGCAAAUAUAUAUCUCUUCCACCAUGCCAAGAAGUUCCAAUUUAGGAACUAUAGAAGAAAACUGUGUGUUUUCUUCCAUGAAGGCAGAGGAAAGUGAUGAACUUCACACAAUGGGCAUUGAAACUGAUUCAGACUGGGAAAGGAUGAAAGAAUUGAAGAUUGAAGAAUUGAAGUCAAGAUAUGAGAGGCAAAGACAACCAAUCUACACAAGGAAGGACUCAAAUGAGAAGAAUCCAAAAGGCAGAAGAAAAAUCAGAGUUUACUCUCCAAGAACAGCCACUAGAAUUGAGAUGUGCAAGAUCAAAGCAUUGGAGGAUAUGAAGAAAGCCAAGUUAAAGAUGAAGAGUAAGGUAAGAGAGAAUACAAUGGACGAUGAGACCGACUUAGAGAGCUUUGCAGUCGUGAAAUCAUCGAUCCAUCCACAGCAAGACUUCAGAGAGUCAAUGGUUGAGAUGAUCAUGGAGAGAAGGAUCAGUAAAGCAGAAGAUCUUGAAGAACUGUUGGCUUGUUAUCUCACAUUGAAUUCCGAUCAAUAUCACGAUCUCAUCAUCAAGGUGUUUAGGCAAGUUUGGUACGAAUUGAAUCAGGCAUCUUUAGAAUCUGAGUUAAAUAAGCAAUUCCCAUGUAAUGAACAGCUUCUUUAG